Molecule: messenger RNA, 1362 nt
Organism: Oncorhynchus kisutch (coho salmon)
Lineage: Eukaryota; Metazoa; Chordata; Actinopteri; Salmoniformes; Salmonidae
Product: keratin-associated protein 16-1-like
Exons: 1
Coding region: 1-1362 (453 amino acids)
Cellular component (GO): keratin filament
Source: RefSeq, a predicted model, not a curated record
AUGCCGUGUGAAGACAUGAUGUAUGAAGCCAUGCCGUAUGGAGUCAUGAUGUGUGAAGCCAUGCUGUAUGAAGCCAUGAUGUAUGAAGCCAUGCCGUAUGGAGUCAUGAUGUGUGAAGCCAUGCUGUAUGAAGCCAUGAUGUGUGAAGCCAUGAUGUAUGAAGCCAUGAUGUGUGAAGCCAUGAUGUGUGAAGCCAUGCCGUAUGAAGCCAUGAUGUGUGAAGCCAUACCGUAUGAAGCCAUGAUGUGUGAAGCCAUGAUGUGUGAAGCCAUGCCGUAUGAAGCCAUGAUGUGUGAAGCCAUGAUGUAUGAAGCCAUGAUGUGUGAAGCCAUGAUGUGUGAAGCCAUGCCGUAUGAAGCCAUGAUGUGUGAAGCCAUGAUGUGUGAAGCCAUGCUGUAUGAAGCCAUGAUGUGUGAAGCCAUGAUGUGUGAAGCCAUGCCGUAUGAAGCCAUGAUGUGUGAAGCCAUGCCGUAUGAAGCCAUGAUGUGUGAAGCCAUGCCGUAUGGAGUCAUGAUGUGUGAAGCCAUGAUGUAUGAAGCCAUGAUGUGUGAAGCCAUGAUGUGUGAAGCCAUGCCGUAUGAAGCCAUGAUGUGUGAAGCCAUGCCGUAUGAAGUCAUGAUGUGUGAAGCCAUGAUGUAUGAAGCCAUGAUGUGUGAAGCCAUGAUGUGUGAAGCCAUGCCGUAUGAAGCCAUGAUGUGUGAAGCCAUGAUGUGUGAAGCCAUGCCGUAUGAAGCCAUGAUGUGUGAAGCCCUGAUGUAUGAAGCCAUGAUGUGUGAAGCCAUGCCGUAUGAAGCCAUGAUGUGUGAAGCCAUGAUGUGUGAAGCCAUGCCGUAUGAAGCCAUGAUGUGUGAAGCCAUGCCGUAUGAAGCCAUGAUGUGUGAAGCCAUGAUGUGUGAAGCCAUGCCGUAUGAAGCCAUGAUGUGUGAAGCCAUGAUGUGUGAAGCCAUGAUGUAUGAAGCCAUGAUGUGUGAAGCCAUGAUGUGUGAAGCCAUGCCGUAUGAAGCCAUGAUGUGUGAAGCCAUGAUGUAUGAAGCCAUGAUGUGUGAAGCCAUGAUGUGUGAAGCCAUGCCGUAUGAAGCCAUGAUGUGUGAAGCCAUGAUGUGUGAAGCCAUGCCGUAUGAAGCCAUGAUGUGUGAAGCCAUGAUGUGUGAAGCCAUGAUGUGUGAAGCCAUGAUGUGUGAAGCCAUGCCGUAUGAAGCCAUGAUGUGUGAAGCCAUGCCGUAUGAAGCCAUGAUGUGUGAAGCCAUGAUGUGUGAAGCCAUGCCGUAUGAAGCCAUGAUGUGUGAAGCCAUGAUGUGUGAAGCCAUGAUGUGUGAAGCCAUGCUGUAUGAAUCCAUGAUGUGUGAAGCCAUGCUGUAUUAA